Monomorium pharaonis (pharaoh ant) is the source of this 918-nucleotide messenger RNA. It is a transcript of the gene CPR22, whose product is annotated as endocuticle structural glycoprotein SgAbd-4-like. Gene Ontology annotation, cellular component: chitin-based extracellular matrix. The transcript has 2 exons. Lineage: Eukaryota; Metazoa; Arthropoda; Insecta; Hymenoptera; Formicidae. The record is from RefSeq and is a predicted model, not a curated record. Gene Ontology annotation, molecular function: structural constituent of chitin-based larval cuticle.
CCUCUGUAUGUCCCCAUGUGCAUCCUGCAACAUACUAUCGUAACGUAGUGGCCAUCGGUGCAUCGGGCCGUCGGUGGUGUUGGUGAUGCCUCCAGGGGUAUAUAUACGACGAGCGCUGCGGGGCUUGAUAAACACUUGCCCAUCAGCGAUUACUGCCGCAGCAUGUACACGUCAUUGGUAGCCUUGAUCGUGUUGGCAGCCUGCGCCGCGGCAGCGCCUGCCGACGAGCCGAUACCGAUCGUCAGCCAAAGUCAGGAGGGUCCCAAUCCGGACGGGUCGUACAAGUGGAGUUACGAGACCGGUAACGGUAUCAAGGCCGAGGAGGAGGGCCACGUGGAGGAUGCUGGCACCGACGACGAGGCGAUGAAGGCGCAGGGUGGCUUUAGCUACUCGAGCGACGACGGCCAGGCGAUCUCCUUGACGUAUGUGGCCGACAAGAACGGCUUCCAGCCGGUAGGCGCUCAUCUACCCACUACGCCGGAAAUCCCGCCGCUGAUACUGAAGGCCCUCGAGUGGAACGCGGCACAUCCGUCCAAGGACGACGAGAACCAGGUGUAAAACGGCCUGACCGGCGCCGCCGUCCGCUAUGUGAUCUCACGAGUAAUUAAUAUCCCGCCACGAGAAUGGAAGACGAGCCACGAUAACAAACCCCACGGUGACGCUGGACGACGACGAGUGUUGCCGUCGCCGCCCCCUCGAAAACAAACACGAACUGCUCUGGUUCAAAUUGUUGUAAAUAUUUAUUGUACGCGACAUUAUGCACACGCGCACGCAUGCAUAUUUUAUUAUAUUGUAUUGUAUUAAUAUAUAAUAUAUAUUUGAAGAGAAAAGCAAAACAUGUACCACGACUAUGUAAUUGACUCGUAGCUAGGUAUGUGUGUCACGGUGCAUUAAGAAUAAACGUUGCAUCCCAGGAGA